AUGGUCAACCCAGCCGCUGUAGAGCAGUUCCUGCUGCCUUUGGUUGCUGUGAUGAUGACCCUGGAAAUCCACUGGGCCAACGCAGCUCCAGUAACGCUCUGCUACCUCAGCAUUUACAAAAAUCCACAAGAUCACUAUGUCAACGCCUUCAAAGCUGUCAGGAACAAAUACGAGGAUCUGAGGCUCGACGAGGUGGAGCCAUGGAGCAAUUGCUCAGAAGUGGACCUCCGAGGACCCAAAAAGCAUCUGAGCAAACUGACGAAAUGGGAGAAGCUGGAAGCCGUGGAGAUGGAGGUGAACCUGGCCAUCUCUGUUCUGCAGAACCAGAAGCCCAACAUGUCCAAAGAUGUCCUCGAGGUGCUGGGGUUCUUGAUGCCCUUCAAGGACAACCUCAUGGCCUGUAUACAGCGCAAGCCUUCAGACCACAAGGAGUCUGGACACCUCCAGGAGUUUAAGGAACAGUUUCAGAAAUUUAACACCAGCAAUGCAGAGCAAUCUCCAAAGUGCCUAGAGGCAGCAGUAGGCCUGAACAUGGUCCGUCUGCUGCAGGAAGACAUCAGACAAAUCAGCCACCACAACUACCUUCAUCACCAUCACCACCACCACCACCGCCGCCGCCACCAUUCCAACUGA
Elgaria multicarinata webbii is the source of this 633-nucleotide messenger RNA. RefSeq lists its product as uncharacterized. Lineage: Eukaryota; Metazoa; Chordata; Lepidosauria; Squamata; Anguidae. The record is from RefSeq and is a predicted model, not a curated record. Gene Ontology annotation, biological process: innate immune response; defense response to virus; cell surface receptor signaling pathway via JAK-STAT. The coding region runs from base 1 to 633 and encodes 210 amino acids. Gene Ontology annotation, molecular function: cytokine activity. The transcript is spliced from 6 exons.